This is a messenger RNA of Saccharomyces mikatae IFO 1815, 465 nucleotides long. It is a transcript of the gene SOD1, whose product is annotated as superoxide dismutase SOD1. Gene Ontology annotation, biological process: removal of superoxide radicals. The transcript has a single exon. NCBI's taxonomy places the organism in Eukaryota, Fungi, Ascomycota, Saccharomycetes, Saccharomycetales, Saccharomycetaceae. The coding region runs from base 1 to 465 and encodes 154 amino acids. The record is from RefSeq and is a predicted model, not a curated record. Gene Ontology annotation, molecular function: superoxide dismutase activity; copper ion binding.
AUGGUCCAAGCAGUUGCAGUGUUAAAGGGUGAUGCCGGUGUUUCCGGUGUUGUCAAGUUCGAGCAAACUUCUGAAUCUGAACCUACGACAAUCUCAUACGAGAUUGCUGGUAACAGCCCUAACGCGCUACGAGGGUUCCAUAUUCACGAGUUUGGAGACGCCACCAAUGGUUGUGUCUCUGCUGGUCCCCACUUCAACCCUUUUAAAAAGACACAUGGUGCCCCAACUGACGAAGUCAGACACGUAGGUGACAUGGGUAACCUUCAGACAGACGCCAAUGGUGUGGCCAAGGGCUCUUUCAAGGAUUCUUUGAUCAAGCUUAUCGGUCCUACCUCCGUUGUUGGCAGGAGUGUUGUUAUCCACGGCGGUCAAGAUGACUUAGGUAAGGGUGACACAGAAGAAUCUUUGAAGACUGGUAACGCCGGUCCUAGACCAGCCUGUGGUGUCAUUGGAUUAACCAACUAA